Ilyonectria robusta is the source of this 1075-nucleotide messenger RNA. RefSeq lists its product as uncharacterized. The coding region runs from base 1 to 648 and encodes 215 amino acids. The record is from RefSeq and is a predicted model, not a curated record. The transcript is spliced from 2 exons. Lineage: Eukaryota; Fungi; Ascomycota; Sordariomycetes; Hypocreales; Nectriaceae.
AUGCCAGCUGGAGCGAAGAAGCAGCCUGAAGAUGCAAUUAACACAUCCUCCUCUGUUUGGACUCAGAUCUUAGCACACAAUCCCGUCCCAUGGAUCCCCAUCGCUUUCGGUUUUGUCCAAGCCGGGUCCCGAGCUCCCCUGCCCAACACCAGUACCGCGCUGUAUGCUCACCUGUCUUUUCUGGUCUUCUACAGAUUGCUCGCUGCCUCCAAAACCGACUCGCUUUUACUCGGUUCAAGACCCUACAUGGUCGGAAGAGGCUACUUUGACUCGAUCGAAGUGAUGGUCAAGGAAAUGGAACGACAACACGUCGUCGACCGCUACAAAGUCUCGAAGCUACGGGCCCUAGAUGAAUCAUAUCGCUGCGAUGAGCCACAGCUUUGGUUUGAAGCACGACCGUCCUGUGAUUUGCAUCACUUCAAUGAAUCACCUCCCUCCGUGAACCCCCCAAGCGAAGUUGCUCCCGAACUGGCUCACUCACCGGAGGCCUCCUGGCAAAACCAUUUUACGAACCCUACUGGCCCUGAUGUCUGUCUCCUCCAGUUGCGCUGGCUGCCUCCCAGGCCCAUGAAAACCGACCAAGGAGACAAAGGACCGACUACUCGACAAGACAACACCAACGUCGUUCAGUUGUCUGAGCACGCCUAGUAGCUACAAAGUGUCUAAGUGAAAUGAAAACCCAACGCCUGUGCAGCGCAUGCAAAAACAUCAACCAGCCUGAAGUUAGCUCUGACAGAGAAAAUUCCUAGAGUCUCCACCCCCUUCUUUGUUCCUGCCGAGCUGGGCAUGCACUAUGUACAGUACCCUGUCAAUUAGUCAAUUCAGCGUUGGUCGAUUACCUUCUUUCCCAAACUCUGCUUAGCAGGCUUUCGUCUGGUGUGGUGAAGACAGCAAGCCAAAAUGCUCCGUGCCAUGUUGCGGACCCGGGUCAGGAAGAAGUGUACUCGUGGGCGGCGAACAAGUUUGAUGCGGAGAGGCUGUGGAAGCUGAGUGUUGUACUUCAGCUUCCCUAGCCCGUCCGGAAGCACGGAGCAUCUCAGAGGCUGGUAUGGUACAACUUCCUUUGGGUCACUCG